GACUGUAUUGACCUACUGAAGAAGAAGAAAUAGUAGAGGGUUUCCCAAAACAGUUAUGGCGGAUGAUGUUGUUCAAUUUCCAUCAAAUUUAUUUUUAAAAUUAAAUCAGGAUCAGAAAUAAAUAUUAUGAAAGCAGGAAAAUUAUGAAAAGAAAAAAAAGUUUUUCAGUAGAUGUAGGAAUGAAGGCAACAAAGAUAGGAAUACACACUGUGGACAUCAACAAACCCAGCACAAGUGAAAAGAUCUUUGAUACCUCCAUCGAAACACCUCGCUUAAAGAAAAAAAUCAGUAAUCAAACAUUGGAGGAGAAUCUACAGGCUGGUGUAUGCACAUUCUAUGCAGAGAACUCCAGUUUUUCUGAUCAGGCCGUUCAAUGUGAGAUGAACAGUGAUUCAAACUUUCAAAAUUCUUCUACAAUGAGUGUAGCGCCAAUGAUUCAAGAAGAAAUUGCCAUUGAUACAGAGCCUAGUGUUGCAAGUGGAGCUAUGGGAUUUGUGAAUAGUGAAAAUCAAUUGUUUCAUCUGUUUGAAUCAGCAACACCUGAAUUGAUAGUUGACACGACGGAUAGUGACAGUGACAUUGAUAUUGUCAGUUUAAGAACAAAUGGUCAGCCUCCUGAAAAUGUAACUGCUCUUGUUCCAAAUCAUGAUCAUACCUAUAUAGAUAUAUGGAAUUCUAAUAAUAAUGUAGAAAUGGUUACAGAUGUUAGUAAUGAACCCUCCUCAAGUCAAAAUAAUGAAAGAUUCCAAGCCAAAAAUUGUAAUAAAGGAAAAGAAAAUGAUUGGCCUGUAGCUCCUGAUUUACAAUUAGAUUGCCUUUUUACAGAUGAAGAUGAUGAUAGCAGCGUGGAAGUUGUUGGAGUUGAGCCACCAAGACUUCUUGGAGGUUCCACUCCCUGCUCCCUAACAUCUACCAAUUCUAGACCUGUUUCAAAAGCUGUGAGAGGUAGGACCAAUCGCACUGUUUCCCAAAGUAAUACUUCUAAUGCAGCUCGUGCUACGCGGAAUCUGGGUAUCAAAUUAGAACGACCUAUUGUGGUUGAUUUGACACAGUCUGAUGAUGAUACUCAAUCAACUUCUGCUGCUGUUAGCAGAUCAACAGCUCCCACAAUAAACAGUACUGUGGGUUGUAAUGUUGUGUCUGAACGUAAUCCAAGUCCUCCAUCCUAUUGGGAUACCUUUCCAGAUAAUAGACAUCCCCCUGUUUAUCCUGUUGUUCAGUUUUCCAGUUGCCGCUAUCAUUCAACUAAUCAGCCAUCGAUUCCUUUCCACGAAACUCCCGAUACGGGACUCAGAACUCUUGGUUCGGCUCCUGUUCCUAAUCCCUGCCUUGCAUUUGGUUGCCUACCUACACGAACUCGAUGCCUGCAUCCGCACCAUAAUCUUUAUCCAACUCCUUCAAGUCCACAAUUCAGUUAUGUGCCUACUGGUGUGCAUAAUCCUGUUCAUCAUCAUCCUGCUCUAAAUAACCAGCCAACAUUCGACCAGAUUUACCAUUCUGUCACUGUCUCAACUCCUUCCAACCACCAUGAUCCAUCAACUAUGCAUCCCCACCCUCCUCCUAGCUUGGUGAGGAUGAAUCCUACUCAUUCAAGAAUCUGGCAGUCUCAGCAACGUAUGCAAGAAGUUAAUAGAAGACGAUUCCAUCAACAUAGUGUGCUUAUGCAAAUUAACACUGUUGCUUCCAGAAUGCAGGAACAGACUAUGCAGCUAAUGGAAAGCCAAGCUCACCCAACACCAACACAAACCUAUUUCCUUUGUCCAGAUACAGCUCAAAGUAUCAACGCCACUGCCGCUGCUGCGCCUGUGACAACAAGCCAACCCCACCUUAUGCACACUUCCUUACUGGUACCUCCGGCCAAUCCGGGCAGCAACCCUCCUGGCCCUUCGACGGCUAUUCUACCACCGCCACCAACUUUGCCUACCUCAGUGCCCAGCCAGACGGUUCCUUGUACGGCAGAAGCCGAUGCCAUUGCCAUGCAAGCAGAAGCUCUGGUUACAGGAUCAAAUGCUGAAGGAGGACAUAUUCACCAUCAUCAUAUUCAUCAACAUCACUAUCAUCAUCCGCCUCCUCCAAGAUUGCAUCAUUUUAGUGUGCCAUCUGUAAUUGGUCUUCCAACAGGAAUGCCUAUGAGUAUUAGGCCUCCUGAUAUUUUUGCCUUGCCUCAAAUGACUGAGCUUCCUCCUACACCUGCAAUGCUCACCCACUACAUACCUGUGCUGCCACGUCAAAUGCAUGCUAGGCUAGAGGUGAGAGACUCUUCUUUAGCCUUUAAUGGGAAUAUAUUCCAGGACUACAUGAGAUUUGUUGAUCAACGAAGAAUGGGAAUGAAUCGUGGUGCAUCCCAAAGUACCAUUGAAAGAAAUACAUUGCCUCACAAAUAUAAGAAGAUAAUGAAAUGCAACGAAAAUGAAGACAAUUUAGAAAAAUGUACAAUAUGUUUAUGUGAAUUUGAAGAUGAUGAAGAUGUCAGGAGACUUCCUUGCAUGCAUUUGUUCCAUAUAGAAUGUGUUGAUCAGUGGCUGACUACCAACAAGCGCUGCCCCAUUUGUAGAGUUGACAUUGAGGAUCACUUAAAAGAUUUUGGCGUUACUUCGUGAUAUUGCUAUUACUAUUCCAAAUACUAUGGUAUAGUGUUAGGAAAUUUAACUUCAGUGUCAUUGAACUGAUGUUUUAUAUCUUAUUGCACUAAAAAUAUUUCUACUUGAUUGUUUUUCUACAUUUUAUAAGUGUGUAUCAUCUUCCAAAUAACUGUUCAAAUGUAACGAAACACAACGAUGAGCUUAGUGGUAUGAAAAUCUGUAAUAAUACUUGCGCAUAUGGUAUAUUAAAAUAGAACCCCAGGUUUGCAAUGCAAUUUUUUUUUCUUUCUGUAGCAAUUUCUUUGAAAUUGUAAUGGAUUAUUUCUUUUUUUUUUAUGUACAUUCACAGCUUUAUAAAUUGUAUUGCAGUAAAUACACUGCAUGCAAGUGUUGAAACAAAGAAAAUUAUUUUUGGUAGUAUUUAAUAAUUUAUUUUUGAAUUGAGUGAACCUUAUGUUUUGUUUGUUGGUUGUACCAAAGAUGUAUGGAAGUGUCCAUGACUAGUUUUGGGAAACUACUUGUCUGUCAAUUCAUGCAUAGUUUUUUUUUUAAAGAAUUCACUGUAUUAGUUUUGUGGAUUAAUUAUGUUUUAUUCAUUAAAAUUAUGGUGUAAACCAGAAUAGAAAUAAACUUGUAAAUGGCAUUUAUUAAAUUUUCAUGUAUGAUUUUGUAUCAUAAGAUCAAUAUUUCUUGUAUUCUGUUAUUCAGUGUAAUAAUUUACUUUUUACUUGUAAAACAAGAUUAUUAUUUAUAAAAGGGGUUUUCCAUUGGUAAUUAUCUCCAAUCUAGAAGCCAUUACAAGACCAAAUUGCAUGCUUAUAAUGCUUUUAUUUAUCAUUAGCUAGAUUUGCUGUGUUUUUUUUACUGUUCAAUUUUUAAUUGGUUGGUUUAUUGAAUAUUUCUGACUCACAUGUUUUGUAGAAUCGAUUUUAUUUUUGUGAGAUCCGAUUUUUAAAAUGUAUAUUUUUAUAUAUAAGACGACUGUUGUUUUUUUAGAUUGUAUUCAUGUUAAUGUUUUCCUUUUCUUGAUUUUUUUUAAAAAAAAUAAAUUAUGGAAUUCUAGAAGAUUGAGUUUUUUUCCCCCUUUUAAUUCAC
This is a messenger RNA of Argiope bruennichi, 3677 nucleotides long. Its product is annotated as E3 ubiquitin-protein ligase Arkadia-like. The coding region runs from base 144 to 2600 and encodes 818 amino acids. Gene Ontology annotation, molecular function: zinc ion binding; ubiquitin protein ligase activity. The record is from RefSeq and is a predicted model, not a curated record. The transcript is spliced from 16 exons. NCBI's taxonomy places the organism in Eukaryota, Metazoa, Arthropoda, Arachnida, Araneae, Araneidae.